CAUCACUUUUACGGUUCAUUGAUGCUGCACUUUCUCAUAGCUGUUCACUUCCCUUCAGCAUACAGCUGCAGAAAACACAAAUACACACGGACAGACAGAGAGAGAGAGAGAGAGAGCAAACGAGAAACCCCUCGCUCUCAGUUUUCAUCCUCAUUUAAGGAGCUAGCAGCAGUGAAAGAGAGGAAAAGACGAAGAAUUACAGCCACACUCAUUUAUACAGCUUCUGUCAUCAUCACUGCUGCUUCUCAACACAGAGUGAAAUGUAGAACAGUGUUGCUUUAAUAGUUUCACUCCCACCACAGCGGAGCUGCAUUGCAGAUGCAUGUGAGAUGCGCUCGUGAAGAGAAAUCUGAACCAUGGCAAAGUCCUUAAUAAUCUUUGAUGCAAGUCCUGUGAGGAUGUUUAUCAUGUCCUACAUUCCCUUUGAAUGAAAGGCAGCAGUCUGGGGAGUUGAAGUGUUUCCAUGACAUUACAGCAGUCACUGCCUCCUGUAAGACCGUGUGCAGAGAAUGAGGACGGAUAUUUGAAAACUCACAGCGAUGGCUGAGGUGGAGCUGCUCUCCACACCCCAUGAUAUUGAGAUCAGCGAUGUGACCUGCGACUCGUUCCGGAUCAGCUGGGAAAUGGCCCACGAGGACGCGUCCCGAGUGACGCAUUACUUCAUCGACUUGAGCCGUAAACAGGGCAGCGAGGACAACCGCUUCAAGCACAGAGAUGUCCCCACCAAGCUAGUGACAAAAGCAGGACCUCUGCCAAUGGCUGUGAGAGGCCACUGGUUCCUGAGCCCUCGAACGGAGUACUGUGUGGCUGUUCAGACCGCCAUCAGACAGCCAGACGGAGACUAUCAGGUGUCUGAAUGGAGCCAAGUAGUGGAGUUCUGCACUGGAGAUUAUGCCAUGGAGCAUCUCCAGCAGCUGUUAGAUAAAGCUCAGGCUGCUGCUGGGAGGCUGCUCAGGUUCUCCGUCUUCUACCGCAAUCAGAGUCCUGAAUACUUCCAUUAUGUCAGGUCAGAGUGUGGAGGUGCAAUGCUCCCAUCUUUGAAAGACAACAGUGGAAGUCACGGCUCCCCCAUCAAUGGAAAGCUCCGCGGCGUCUUCCUCAGCUGCAACACAGAGUUCGACACAGGCCUCCCUCCCAAAGACUCCCCAUACGGCCCUCUGCGCUUCCAAAUUUCCGCCGAUCGUCUCCUCACCACGAGUACAAACCUCUACUUUGCUGACUUCUACUGCAUGUACACAGCGUACCAUUAUGUAGUGCUGGUGCUGGCCCCUGCUGGAUCGGAGGGAGAUAGCUUUUGCAACAGCCGCCUUCCACGACUGGACCUGUCAAGCAAUCCCUUCCUGACGUACACACCUGGAGACGUACCGGUCUUCUGUCACGGCAGUGACGUCAUUCUGGAGGUGUUGUACACAGAGCCCUUGCUUCUGGAGCACGGCAUACUCGCUCAGAUCAGCGGCCGUCACCAGCUCAUGAGCCUGUCCACUGCAAACGCCAAAAAAGACCCGAGCUGUAAGGUGUGCAAUAUCAGUGUGGGCCGCUGAGCUGGGAAUGGCAGCUCUCACUGGAAGUGCAACCGGAAACCGGACCGUGAGAACCUCACUGGUCUGGAAAUGGACCCAAAUUUCAAAUGAGAAUCUGAAUAAAUAUUCACACUUAUGAAAAGAGGUAUUUGGAAUUUGAAAAUACGCCAAAGGCAUUGCACAAAAGAGGCAAGAAUAAAUCAAAAUGAACGAGGUCAUGAUAGUCUGGCCACUUGUUAUGAAACCAAGCCAUAUGAUCUGUGAGGCAACUAUUCAGAUCUUAAAGGGACAGUUCACCCAAAAAUGCUUCAUCAUUUCACUCACUGUCUUUUAAAACCUGUAUUUUAAAGCACCGUAAAAGUAGUCCAUGAGACUAGUGUUAUAAUUUGAAUUAUGUAAUUAAUUCUAUUUAUUUUUUUAUUAAGUCGUUUGUGUGUGUUUUAUUGAGUUGUUGAGUGUGUAUAUGCAUAAAUGUCACAUUAACUGUACAGAAUGCUUUAACAUAGAAUAAAACGCUUCUGAGAGUUUUUGCAUGUUA
Onychostoma macrolepis is the source of this 2058-nucleotide messenger RNA. It is a transcript of the gene phyhip, whose product is annotated as phytanoyl-CoA hydroxylase-interacting protein. Bases 540 to 1541 code for a protein of 333 amino acids. The record is from RefSeq and is a predicted model, not a curated record. The transcript has 7 exons. Gene Ontology annotation, molecular function: protein binding. Gene Ontology annotation, cellular component: cytoplasm. Lineage: Eukaryota; Metazoa; Chordata; Actinopteri; Cypriniformes; Cyprinidae.